Molecule: messenger RNA, 2093 nt
Organism: Poeciliopsis prolifica (blackstripe livebearer)
Lineage: Eukaryota; Metazoa; Chordata; Actinopteri; Cyprinodontiformes; Poeciliidae
Gene: fezf2
Product: FEZ family zinc finger 2
Exons: 4
Coding region: 431-1711 (426 amino acids)
Cellular component (GO): nucleus
Source: RefSeq, a predicted model, not a curated record
CUUAUUCUUAACUCCGCGCUCCUGCAUCCUCCUGGAGCUCCCGCAUUUUUUUUUUCUUCUUCUUCAGAUUCUGCUGUCAUCCCUCUGGCUUUUUUUUUGUGUGUGUGUGUGUGUGUGUGUGUGAGUGUAUGUCUUUUUUGGUUCUUCACUCGAAAAUGCCCCGUUAAUUUUCCGCGCAAAAGUUAACGAGGAUUAACUCAUCACCCCUGGACGCCGCUGUUUGCAUGGGGGUUUUGGGGAAGGCGUUGGGGGGAGGAGGAUGACACUCUGACAUCAAGGUGCGCAUCAAUCUGAUGCUUCCUGUAUCUGCUGCUGCUGCUGCCGGGAACUCAGAGGAGUGACAAAACAGGAACGCUCGGACUUUUCAGCAAGUUCUGCUGCGAACGGCAAGAAUUUGUUUUUCUUUCUUUUCUUUUUUCUUUUUUUUUUAAUGGCAAGUUCUGCCUCUCUGGAGACGGUGAUGUCCUGCGGGAGGACCGGGCCCUCCGGGGCUCCGAAGAGCCUGGCCUUCUCCAUCGACAGGAUCAUGUCCAAGAGCUCGGAGCCGAGGAGCGGCGCGGAGGAGCGCUCAGAGGGGAAGAAGUUGCUCGGCCUCUGCUCCCCCAUCCCCUGCAUGAUCCCGCUGCAGCCGUUCAGCUACGACCUGCAGGCCAAGGCGCUGAUGAACUACUCGGAGCUCUGGAGAGCCAGCCUUAGGGGAACGUUCUGUGGCUCGGCGGCCGCACCGUGCAAAGGGAACUGCGGCGUGUGCGCCAGAGCGGACACCGCGUUGAAGCAACCGGUGCCGACCACCGGCAGCAGGGUGGUGAAGCCGCAGGUCAUCCACCAAGCCGUGGCCGUGCCCAGCGUGGGAUCUGUCUACUACCUGAAUUACCUUGACUCUGCGUACCAGCAGUCAGAGCUCCUGGCGGGACACUGGCUCUCCACCCCCCAGGCCCAGGCGUCCCUGUCGGCGCACCACAGACUCUUGCUGCUAGAGAACGCCAAGCUCGCCGGCGCCGGCUCCGAGAAGCUCCCCACUCCCCAGUACCCACACAAGGAGCAUCUGCCGGGCCAGCUGGACCAGAUAGUGAAGGAAAACCACGCUCUGAUUGGCGAGAAGAACGGCGUCAAGACGCACAGCAAGCUCAGUUCCGGCGGCUGCAGCGCGGACGGCAAGCACAAAAACUUCACGUGUGAAGUUUGUGGGAAGGUUUUUAACGCGCAUUAUAACCUGACCAGACACAUGCCGGUGCACACCGGGGCCCGGCCGUUCGUGUGCAAAGUGUGCGGCAAAGGCUUCCGACAGGCCAGCACGCUCUGCAGGCACAAGAUCAUCCACACUCAGGAGAAGCCGCACAAAUGCAACCAGUGCGGCAAGGCGUUCAACAGGAGCUCCACGCUCAACACGCACGUGCGCAUCCACGCCGGAUACAAGCCGUUUGUGUGCGAGUUCUGCGGGAAAGGUUUCCACCAGAAAGGGAACUACAAGAACCACAAGUUGACGCACAGCGGGGAGAAGCAGUACAAGUGCUCCAUCUGCAACAAGGCCUUCCACCAGAUCUACAACCUGACGUUUCACAUGCACACGCACAACGACAAGAAGCCGUUCACCUGCGCCACCUGCGGCAAAGGAUUCUGCCGCAACUUUGACUUGAAGAAGCACAUCAGGAAGCUCCACGAGAGCGGCUUUUCUGCGGUCUCAGAGGCCCUGAGGGAGCCGCAGAGCUGAGGUCUGCCGGGAGGACGGGGUCACCGUGACUAGUGUUCUUGGGAUGAAAAAAAAUAUAUAUAAAAGAAUAAAAAAUAAAUCCAGGCCUGAGGUGAGAAAGCCCGCUGAGACUGGACUCAAAUGGGCGUGGCGAGUCUUAGGGGCCCCUGCACUAACACAGAGGGAACGAAUGAGCCGACCGGACCCGAGGAGCUGAAAGGAACGUUCUUUUCUUUGUCAUCUAGAAUUCUUCCUCAUGUACGUGGAACGCAGGGCCGAACCACCAGACCGAUGAACACAUCGGGUCCAAAAAAAAAAGUUGCUAUUUAAAUAUGAGUUGCCAUGUUAUGUAUUUUGCUGGAAAGUGUUAAUGUGAAUAAAUAACUUAUAACUUAUAACGAGA